Gavia stellata (red-throated loon) is the source of this 1116-nucleotide messenger RNA. RefSeq names its product somatostatin receptor 2 (gene SSTR2). Gene Ontology annotation, molecular function: somatostatin receptor activity; neuropeptide binding. The transcript has a single exon. The record is from RefSeq and is a predicted model, not a curated record. Gene Ontology annotation, cellular component: neuron projection; membrane. Lineage: Eukaryota; Metazoa; Chordata; Aves; Gaviiformes; Gaviidae. The coding region runs from base 1 to 1116 and encodes 371 amino acids. Gene Ontology annotation, biological process: neuropeptide signaling pathway; cellular response to estradiol stimulus; cellular response to glucocorticoid stimulus.
AUGGAGCUGGAAUACGAGCUGCCCAACACCACCGCGUUCUGGUUCUCCCCGGCUUCCGCCUUCGACAACUUCUCCGUGGAGGCGCCCACCAAUGCAUCACAGAACGCCACAGGCCAGCACUUCGACCUGACCAGCAAUGCCAUCCUCACCUUCAUCUACUUCGUGGUCUGCAUCAUCGGGCUGUGUGGCAACACGCUGGUGAUAUACGUCAUCCUUCGUUAUGCCAAGAUGAAGACCAUCACCAACAUCUACAUCCUCAACCUGGCCAUCGCAGACGAGCUGUUCAUGCUCGGCCUGCCCUUCCUGGCCAUGCAGGUCGCCCUGGUACACUGGCCCUUUGGCAAAGCCAUCUGCAGAAUUGUCAUGACGGUGGAUGGGAUCAACCAGUUCACCAGUAUCUUCUGCUUGACAGUUAUGAGCGUUGACCGGUACCUGGCUGUCGUCCAUCCCAUUAAAUCUGCCAAGUGGCGGCGACCCAGGACAGCCAAAAUGAUCAAUGUGGCCGUUUGGGGCGUCUCCCUCUUGGUGAUCAUGCCCAUCAUGAUUUAUGCUGGGGUGCAGCAUAAUCACGGCAGGAGUAGCUGCACCAUCAUCUGGCCAGGAGAGUCGGGCGCCUGGUACACGGGCUUCAUCAUCUACACCUUCAUCUUGGGCUUCCUGGUGCCUCUCACCAUUAUCUGCCUUUGCUACUUGUUCAUCAUUAUCAAAGUCAAGUCCUCGGGCAUCAGAGUGGGCUCCUCCAAGAGGAAAAAGUCCGAGAAGAAAGUCACCAGGAUGGUCUCCAUCGUGGUCGCUGUCUUCAUCUUCUGCUGGCUCCCUUUCUACAUCUUCAACGUCUCCUCAGUCUCCGUCCUGAUCGUGCCCACGCCUGUCCUCAAGGGCAUGUUCGACUUUGUGGUGGUCCUCAGUUAUGCCAACAGCUGUGCCAACCCCAUCCUUUAUGCCUUCUUGUCCGACAACUUCAAGAAGAGCUUUCAGAACGUCCUCUGCCUGGUGAAGGUCAGCGGCAUGGACGAGGCGGACCGGAGCGACAGCAAGCAGGACAAAUCCAGGCUCAACGAGACCACAGAAACCCAAAGAACCCUGCUCAAUGGUGACCUGCAGACGAGCAUCUGA